This is a messenger RNA of Somion occarium, 2574 nucleotides long. The record is from the annotation of a GenBank genome assembly. Lineage: Eukaryota; Fungi; Basidiomycota; Agaricomycetes; Polyporales; Cerrenaceae.
ACAGUACUUGUUUCCUGCUUUUUCAGGCGUCUUCUAGUUACAGCUUGCGCAUAUUCGAUGCCAAGAACGAAAAAUAAGGCUCGUCGUGGCAGGGGUGGUGGGAAGACUCAGAACAGGGGCGGCCCUAACUGGAGGACCGAUGCCGUCGAGACAGUGGAUAUGAAUAACGAACGAUUCAACAAUUGUCUGCGCGAACCGUUACCUACGACUUUUCGAGUUGCUGGAAGUCGCCAAGCAGCACGCCUCCUAAAUGAUACUAUCAAGGAAACUCAUGUGCCACAUUUGGCCGGUGUCAUCUUCGAAGGAGAGGUAGUCUCUCCUCCGACGCAGCUCCCUUGGUAUCCUGAUGGGCUUGCCUGGCAGUUCAACGUGUCCAAAAAGGUACUACGGAAACAGCCGGAGUUCAAGAGAUUUCAUUCCUUCCUUGUCUUCGAGACUGAAGUUGGAAACAUCUCUCGUCAAGAGGCGGUGAGCAUGUUACCUCCGUUAUUCCUCGAGGUUGAGCCUCACCACAGAGUCAUGGACAUGUGUGCUGCUCCAGGCUCUAAAACCGCCCAACUCCUCGAAGCGCUACACGCUCAAGACACAGCAACGGCAUCUUCGAUCCCCUCGGGCCUUCUCAUUGCCAAUGAUAGUGAUAACAGACGAACGCAUUUGCUCAUUCAUCAAUCAGCUCGUUUGCCUUCGCCGGCCUUAAUGGUUACGAACCAUGACGCUUCCAUUUUCCCUGUUAUCAAGAUACCAUCAGAGCAGACAAUCUUUCCAUCCGGUACCAAGACCAGGGUGGCUAACAAAAGGCAGCAUCAGCUUCUGUUCGAUCGCAUAUUAUGCGAUGUGCCAUGUAGUGGAGACGGCACUAUGAGAAAGAAUCCAGGUAUCUGGAAGAGUUGGUCACCGAUGGACGGAAAUGGGCUCCAUGGAUUGCAGAUCAGGAUUCUUCAGCGUGCAAUGCGAAUGCUCAAGAAAGGAGGUCGCAUUGUAUACUCGACUUGCUCUCUGAACCCUGUCGAGAACGAGGCUGUCAUAGCAGCUGCUCUAAAGUCCAUUCCUGGUUUUGAGCUUGUGGAUGUGUCGAACUUUCUUCCUGGGCUGGUUUAUCGGCCGGGCAUGACUUCUUGGGUCCCAUCGGUUGAUCGAUCGGUUAUCACGGACUUUGCAACAUUCCAAGGUUACAUUCAAUCACUACCUGAAUCCAAGCGCGAGGAGACCAAGAUGGUUGAGUCUCACUGGCCUCCUGCGCAGGCUGAGGCCGAGGAGUUACAUCUCAGUCGUUGUUUGAGAAUCUACCCACACCUUCAGGAUACCGGCGGUUUCUUCGUUGCCGUCCUGCAAAAGAGUCCGGGCCCCCUUGUUGAGGCGAGCGCAUUGGGAUCAUUAGAGGGCAAACGGCAGGCCAACGCCGUCGAAGGCCUGGAAACUUCUGAGGUGAAGAAACCCAAGCUCUCGGUCGGAGAUGUGGAGCCUGAGGCGAAUGAUGGUGAUGAUGAUGCCAUGCUCCAAGAUUCACAGGAAGGAACAGAGUCAGCACCUGCAAUUCCGUCUGAGCCCCGAGCUGCAGCUUCGGAGAAGAUGAAGGGCAAAGCGAAAGCCAAGGAAGGUGGCGACAUUCAUUUCAAGGAGAACCCAUACACGUUCAUGACGUCGGACGAUCCCAUUGUACAGGCUUGCAUCACGAAGCUCAACCUAAAGUCCGACUUCCCCGUUUCGAAUAUUUUGGUGCGCAAUCCUGCUGGAGACCCUGUGCGGUCUCUCUACUUGACCAACGAUCUCGUGAAAGACAUCGUGCAAAACAACGAUUACACGAGGAUUCGUUUGAUGACAUGCGGAACAAAGGUGAUGGGUAAACAGGAAGGCGCUGCCGCGAAACGUGAGGGUGCCGAGUUGCAGUUCCGAGUCCUAAGUGAAGGCUUGCCUGUCUUGCUUCCUUUCAUCCAACCUGAGUCGAUUAUUACCGCCGACCUUUCAACGUUGAAGAUCCUUAUGGAGUCGUAUUAUCCCGUGAUACCAGGAUUCCCAGAACCAUUCCGGUCAAUGAUUGAAUCGAAGCCCACUGGAAGCCAUGUGGUCCGCUUCGUUCCAUCGCAGGCAGGAAAUUUCUCCUUGACACAUGAGUUGGUCCUUCCUCUGUGGAAGUCAAAUGCUUCUCUUACCCUCAUGAUCGAGAAGAAAGCAAAGAGCGCCCUGAGUUUACGAGUAUUUGGAGAAGAUGUCACCACGGUUGCUCGGGAGGCAGCGCAGCAAAAGCGAGAUAGCACGGCGACGUCUGUUGAGGCUGGAGUAGACAUUCAAGGUCCGGAGCCUGGAGAAGAUGUUUCUGGUAUCGUUAUAGAGGACUAGCAAUAAUAUAUAUGCUACCUGCUCAACGUCCGUGGAUCGUUUGAUUGUUACUUGAAGAUGAAUUGAAGACUUGUAUACUCUGCAUCUACCCGUUGGUCCUCGGACCCGACGGGCGCUGAAUCAGAGUUUACACCCAGUACUGCGGAUCUACUCUAUUUUACCAUGUCACUGCCAUGUACAGGAUCGUAACCAUGGAAUCUUACAAUCGGUAUUGCCUGAUUAGGCUAACCUGACCUU